AUGGUCAACCAGAACAGUCACAGCGAGAACAAGGAGGCAGCAGUUGAGGCACUGCUCAAAGGCUCCGAGAAGUUUCAUGGAAUCGACAUCAACUCGAAAGACUACAUGGGCCGUUCGGUACUGAUGAACGCGGUCAACAACGUCGACAUCGAAAUGGUCCGACACCUCUUCAAAGUCGAUGAAGAAAACGAUAAUGUCGGGCCCCUUCGAAUUGACGAUACAGAUCACUGGGGCGGAACUGCGCUUCAUCUUAUCGUCCGCGCUCCUUUCAAGCUUGCUGGAGAAUACGGCGCCGACGUCAACGUUGUUAGCCCAGAUUCAUUUUCAAACGGCCUCCCGAAUCGCAAAGCGGGAUACUCGGCUCUGGACAUUGCUGUGGAGCAAAAGGCCUAUCUGACUUCCUUGGAGCGAGAUGUUUAUUACUACGACAUGGUGAUCCAAUUCCUCUGCAAUAAUGGAGGGCAACAGUUUAAGACUGAAAAUGUUUGCUGA
Molecule: messenger RNA, 492 nt
Organism: Oikopleura dioica
Lineage: Eukaryota; Metazoa; Chordata; Appendicularia; Copelata; Oikopleuridae
Source: the annotation of a GenBank genome assembly